Metarhizium album ARSEF 1941 is the source of this 972-nucleotide messenger RNA. Its product is annotated as DUF887 domain protein. Bases 1 to 972 code for a protein of 323 amino acids. Gene Ontology annotation, cellular component: endoplasmic reticulum; membrane. The transcript has 2 exons. Gene Ontology annotation, biological process: lipid homeostasis. NCBI's taxonomy places the organism in Eukaryota, Fungi, Ascomycota, Sordariomycetes, Hypocreales, Clavicipitaceae. The record is from RefSeq and is a predicted model, not a curated record.
AUGAAGGACCCCUUCUUCAUCGAACCACUGCCAUGGUUGGUUAGACUGGUACAGCCCUUGUGCGACUGGCUUAGCUUGCCAACGUUGUCGCUGCACAUUCACGAAAUCGUCAUCAGUGCAUUAUUCUACUCUGUGAUUUUCUACCCAAUUUCGCCAAUUGCAUCGCGGAUCCUAGCGCCGAAGUACUAUACGACGCUCCCUCGGAAGAGACGCCUUAACUGGGAUGCACAUGUUGUAUCCAUGAUCCAAGCUACCCUCAUCAACGGACUUGCUAUCUGGGUCAUGGUCACGGAUGGCGAGAGGAGGGCAAUGCCAUGGGAGGAGCGCAUAUGGGGAUACACUGGGGCAACAAGCAUGAUACAGGCUCUUGCCGCAGGAUAUUUUGUAUGGGACCUCAUCGUCACAAGCAUGAACCUAGAUGUGUUCGGACUUGGGACUCUAGCACAUGCGAUUGCGGCCCUGCUUGUCUUCUCGCUCGGUUUUCGGCCAUUUGUCAACUAUUAUGGAUGCAUAUUUAUCCUCUGGGAGCUGUCGACACCUUUUUUGAACAUCCAUUGGUUCAUGGACAAGCUUGGCAUGACGGGAUCGAAAGCACAACUGUACAACGGAUUUCUUCUCUUGUUUAGCUUCUUCUCAUGUCGGUUGGUAUACGGUACACACCAGUCCGUCAUGGUAUUCCGGGAUAUCUGGAGCGCGAUAAACAGACACCCUUCCCCCGCAUCACUACACUCGAUGGCUAUGCAGUUUGCAACUGAUACCUCCACUGUACCGUUGUGGCUCGGAGCUGUCUACCUGGCAAGCAACCUGACUCUCAAUAGUCUCAACUUCUAUUGGUUCGUGAUGAUGAUUAAGGCCGUCCGCAAGCGUUUCGAACCCGGCCAGCAACCACAGACUGAGGUGGAAGUUGACAUGUCCUCUGUUGCAUCUGCUGUUUCUAGCAGACCCGCAGGGCUACAUCGACGGAAGGCCUAG